AUGGCGGAUGCAUUGCUUGGCCCCACGGUACAAGUUCUAGUGGAGAAGGCAAUAAACUUGGCUUCAGAACAAAUUGCCCUGUUUGUUGGCUUCAAGAAAGAUUUGGAGAAGCUGAAGACAACGUUGACUCGAAUCCAGGCUGCCCUUCAUGAUGCAGAGAAAAAACAGGUGACUGAAGAGUCCGUGAAACUUUGGUUGAAGGAGCUUGAAGCUGUGGCUUUCGAUGUUGGUAAUCUGCUGGAUGACAUCAACUAUGAAAUGCUCCGACGCAAAGUUGAGCUCCAAAACCAAAUGAAGAGGAAGGUAUGCUUCUUCUUCUCACUCUCCAAUCCAAUUGCAUUUCGUUGCAAAAUGGCCAACAAAAUUCAGAAAAUCAGUAUGGAUUUGAAAAGAAUCAAUGAAGAAGCAAGGAACUUUAGCCUCCAGUCACAGACUGCACCUGCUCUUUCUCCUCCCAGUGGAGCAGGAUUUAUAAAGAACAGAGAGACUGACUCUGUUACUGUUGAUGCGAGUUUUGUUGGAAGAGAUAAUGAUGUCUCAGCAAUAGUAACACAAUUGACUGCCACGAAUAAUAAUGAAACUAUCUCCAUUCUCCCGAUAGUAGGGAUGGGCGGUAUCGGGAAGACCACAUUGGCUCGAAAAGUUUUCAAUGACCCAAAUAUUGAAAAACAUUUUGAGAAGAGAAUGUGGGUAUGUGUUUCGGAGGAUUUCAAUGUCAAUAGGCUGUUUGGAAUGAUUCUACAAUCACUGCAAGGUCGAGAGCCUGAAGCUAAGAAUAGGGAAGCCAGAGUCAAUAAGCUUAAGGAAUUAUUGGAUGGUAAAAAGUACCUGCUGGUCUUGGAUGAUGUGUGGAAUAAGGAGUCCAUGCUAUGGAAUGAUUUUCUUGGGUCUCUAAAAGGUGCUAGCCAAGCCAUGGGGAGUUGGAUUCUUGUGACCACUCGCGAGCAACAGGUGGUAGACAUCACCAGAAUUUCUUCUCCUCAGGGUUAUUCCUUGAAACAAUUAUCAGAUGAUCAAUGUUGGCGCAUUCUCAAAGAAAAUGCAUUUUGUGGUGGGGAAGUGCAGGAUGGGCUGCAAGAUGUAGGGUUGAAGAUUGCGCAAAGAUGCCGAGGCUUACCUUUGGCUGCAAGUGUUCUCGGUGGCAUGCUGCGCAACAAGGAACCAGAUGAAUGGCAAAGCUUAGAGAGUGGGCUUCAAAGUUUAGGUGGAGAUGAAAAUGUUGACGUUACUAAUACAAUUUUGAAGUUGAGCUUUGAUCAUCUUCCACAUCCUUCUCUUAAAAAGUGUUUUGCAUAUUGUUCAAUUUUUCCUAAAGAUUUUCAAAUGGAAAGGAAUGAAUUAAUCCAACUUUGGGCAGCAGAAGGAUUUCUUCAUUCAAAUCCAAGAAACGAUAUGCAUAUGGAGGAAGUUGGUAACGGGUAUUUUACAAUUUUGUUGGAUAGUAACUUAUUUCAAGAGGCAGAGAAGGAUGAUUAUGGGAAUGUUUUGAAUUGCAAAAUGCAUGAUCUUGUGCAUGACAUGGUGCAAUCCAUUUCCAAUUCCAAAACUUUAAGGUUGAUAGAAUCUGGUAGUGUUCUUAUGGAAACGGCUUCUAUUCGGUAUCUUGCACUGGAGAGAAGUGAAAAAGAAAUGCCAUUUCCUUCCACUAAAAGUUUCAAGCGUAUUACGACAUUGUUUUUGGAAGGAAACAGAUCACUUAAUGAUAGGGAGAUGUCAUUUUUUAUGUUGCGAGUUUUGAACUUGAGGGCAUCGAGUGUCGAACAGCUUCCUAAAUCAAUUGGCAAGCUAACUCAUUUGCGAUAUCUUGAUUCGUCAGAAACUUCAAUCAAAACAUUGCCAGAGUCUCUAUGUCAACUUUACAAUUUGCAGACAUUAAGAGUUGAAUAUUGUCACUCACUGACAAAGUUUCCAAAGAAUUUCAAGAAUUUGGUGAAUUUGAGGCACUUUGACUUUUUCUCCUCUCGUAAAUCAAGUGAUAUCAUGCCUUUUGAGAUCGGACAGUUGCAAUUUCUCCAAACUUUGCCAUUUUUCAAUAUUGGUGAAGAAAAAGGUCGACAAAUUGGAGAAUUAAGGAAUUUGAAGAAUCUCAGUGGACAAUUUGAACUACGUAAUCUUGAAUUAGUGAAAAGCAAAGAAGAAGCCGAGUCUGCAAAUCUGAUUGGGAAGCCAAACAUUGAUGAGUUAAGAUUACUGUGGAAUGAAAUAGAUAAUUCAAGAAAUAAUGAUAGUGAAUACAAUCAAGUGUUGGAAGGCUUGCAUCCUCACCCAAAUUUGAAAGGUUUGAUUAUUGAAAGAUUUUUUGGUGAUAAACUUUCAACAUGGAUUGGAAAACUUGGGAAAUUGGUGAAAUUUUAUUUGCAAAAUUGCAAAAACUGUAAAGAGUUACCAACUCUUGGAAACAUGCCUCUCCUCAGAUCUCUUCACUUGGAAGGACUUGAUAGCCUAACAAGCAUAGGCCCUUCUUUUUAUGGCGGAUCAGGCAUGCAUGGUGGCAGUAGCAGUCAAAGGGCCCUAAAAUUGUUUCCGGCGCUUGAAUAUCUCAUUCUAGGAAAAAUGCAAAAUUUGAGGGAAUGGACAGAAGCAACUGUUGAUGAUGGGACAGUGGUGGUGUUUCCAGUCCUUCAUGCGGUAUGGAUUACUGAUUGCCCUCAAUUAGCCAAUUUUUCAAAUCAUUUUCCACGCCUCGAGACAUUGAACAUCAAGAAUACCCAAAAUGGAUCAGCACUAAUGACAUAUAUUUGUAGUGGAGUCAGCACUCUCACUAAUCUUUCCAUUGAGAGUGUGAAUGGGCUCACCAAGCUACCAAAUAUGUUAUUCCAAAAUAAUCCCAAACUUGCACAUCUCGAAUUAAGCAGUUGUGGUGAUUUGGCCCAAUUCUCGGAUUUUUCAUUUGAUGUUCCUCAAACUUCAGAAGGACCAAAUUGCCAAUCAGUAGCUGAGCACACUUGUAUUAACAAUAAUGCUCCUCAACAUUUGGUUGGUCUUGAGUCCCUAGAGUUAUUAUAUGUUGCUGGGUGCCACUCGCUCGAGUCAAUUUCAAUCCCCAGGGGACGUAAAUACCUCACUGGCUUGCGAAGAUUAGAGAUUCAGUCCUGCAAUGGGUUGACCCACUUGUCCAUCCCCCAAAUAUCUGAGUCAGAGUGGGAUUCCACUUCUUCACCCUUCUCCUCCUCCGGUACUUGUCCUCCUCCUCUUCCUCUUGAGCUAUUGCAAAAACCACCACAGAGCUGCAUUCCUUCCUAG
This is a messenger RNA of Coffea eugenioides, 3243 nucleotides long. Its product is annotated as putative disease resistance protein RGA3. The record is from RefSeq and is a predicted model, not a curated record. NCBI's taxonomy places the organism in Eukaryota, Viridiplantae, Streptophyta, Magnoliopsida, Gentianales, Rubiaceae. Gene Ontology annotation, biological process: defense response to other organism. Gene Ontology annotation, molecular function: ADP binding. The transcript is spliced from 2 exons. The coding region runs from base 1 to 3243 and encodes 1080 amino acids.